GUUGACUGUUGAGCAAUUGAGCGUGUGUACUGUGUAGCAGCAUUUAUAGUAUAUGGGGUGAAUCAACACUGAUAAUUCACCCCGCUCCAUAGACCACAGUAUACCAAAAUGACCGGAAAUUCUCGAAGAACUGUUAGGAGCAGACCGAAAAUGCCGUCGGAAGUCGAUGACGAGCGUGAAUCCAGCAACACAACACUCUACCCGAAGCUCCGAAGGAAGAGAGGCAAGGAACACACUUCAAUUCGAUUCCUAGAUGUGAACCUCAAAUUCCUCUUAGGUUUUGGAUUCAUUUCCUUCUCGAUCGCAUUGUUUCUCAUUUAUCGUCUUCUCAAUACCGUCGAAGUGCCGCAAAAUCCCCGUGCUAUAACUCCACUUCCUGCCCCAAAGCUAAUGGAUCUUCCAAUGUUUCAAGGAGAACACAAAGAAAGCUUGUAUUGGGGAACUUACCGACCUCAAGUUUAUUUUGGUAUACGUGCGCGGAGCCCACAAUCUUUAGUUUUUGGCUUGAUGUGGAUUGGUGCAAAGGAUGGGAGGUUUUUCAUGCGCCAUAUUUGCCAAGAUUCAGAUGAGCUCAAAAUGUAUGCCUGGACAAGGCAUAAUGGACGGGACUAUGGGCAUCAAGUUUUAAUUGACCAUUCAAUGACAUUGACAACAAGUUUUUUAAAGUCAAAGGCAAAUGGUAGUGGCUAUGGUGGAGAUUGGACAGCUCGUGUUGAAGCACACGUCGAAGAAUCUGUAGUUGAUGAGGAAACGUUAAAGAACAUGAAUCUCUUCUUUUACAUUGCUGAUGAAGGUGAAAAUGCUCUAACUUUGGGUAGAGGAGCCAUAGGCAGCAAUAACGAGUCUGUCGUAGCAUUUGGAUCCCAAAGUGAUGUUGGAGGCUGGCAACUCCAUUUAAAAUCGGAGGAUUACUUUGAUAUCCAUUAUUCUGGUUUCAAGACUCCUCACAUUCAUAAUUUAUCAGACCUUGUCCAACAAAAUCUGGGAGUCAAAGCAAGAAAGUUUAGUGUCUUGCAGCUUUCAGAUACACUGGACGACUCUUCAAAUAUUUUAGUUUUCCAGAUCUCUGCUAAACUUUCUCUCAAAGCUGAUAUUAUUUUUGUUUCUGGAACUGGAUUACAAGAUUCAAGAGUCGAGGAGCGUCUCAGCAAACUCACAGGCUCCCCACUCUCUAGUCUAUUAAAUGAGAAGCAGAUGGAAUUUGAUGACAAGUUCAAGAGAUGCUACAAUGUAUCUGACCAGCUUGAUUCUGGUUCUGUGACGGUGGGUAGGGAUGCGCUGGCAAACACAUUGGGUGGAAUUGGAUACUUCUAUGGACAGACAAAGAUUGCGCUUCCAAAGAACUCUAAAUUAGGCAAUGACGACAACCUUCUUUUAUACUGGCCUGCUGAAUUAUAUACGGCAGUUCCAAGCAGACCUUUCUUUCCCAGGGGAUUUUUAUGGGAUGAAGGUUUUCAUCAACUAUUAAUUUGGCACUGGGAUACAUAUAUUAGCUUGGAUAUUAUUGGACAUUGGUUGGAUCUGAUGAACAUUGAUGGAUGGAUUCCACGUGAGCAAAUUUUAGGUGCUGAAGCUUUAAGUAAGGUCCCUCAAGAAUUCGUUCCUCAACACCCAACCAAUGGAAACCCCCCAACGUUGUUUCUGGUUUUACGGGACCUGAUUUGUGGCAUUAAGAAAAAUAAGUUUUCUGCUGCUGAAAGGAGUGACAUCUCUAUCUUCUUGGGUCGUGCAUUGGUUCGCCUUGAAACAUGGUUCAAUUGGUUCAAUACCACACAGUCUGGAAAGGAUUCCGGCACUUAUUUCUGGCAUGGGAGAGACAACACAACUACCCGUGAACUAAAUCCAAAGGCACUAUCUUCUGGGUUGGAUGACUAUCCCCGUGCUUCUCACCCAAAUGAAGAAGAACGUCACCUAGACCUUAGAUGCUGGAUGUUUCUUGCCGCAGAUUGCAUGCAUUCCAUUACAAAGCUUCUUAAGAGGGAAAGUAAACACCAGGAGUAUCAUUUGACAGCAGAAUUGCUUUCAGACUUUGAACUUCUUAAUGAGAUUCAUUUUGAUAGUUCCUCUGGAGCUUAUUUUGAUUAUGGAAACCAUACAGAAAAGGUUCGGCUAUCUUGGCAAAUUGUUGGGUCUGGCACCAGCUAUCCUAGCAGAGAGCUUCUAAGGGAAGUCUUAGAGAAGCCCGUGUUGAGACUGGUUCCACAUGUUGGAUAUGUCAGCCUUUUCCCAUUAAUGGCCAAACUCAUCCCUCCUGGGUCAUGGAUAUUAGAUAAACAGCUAGACCUGAUUUCAAAUGAGAGUACUUUGUGGACAGAUUACGGUCUCAGAUCUCUUUCCAAAACAAGUUCCAUUUAUAUGAAGCGUAACACAGAGCACGACCCCCCGUAUUGGAGAGGCCCAAUUUGGAUGCAAUUUAAUUACAUGACUCUUGGCUCACUUUACCAUUAUUCCAGAGAGCCUGGACCAUACAGAGAGAAAGCCAAAACUAUCUAUGAAGAACUAAGAAGCAACUUGAUAAGAAACGUUGUAAAAAACUAUCACAAGACCGGGUAUCUAUGGGAACAAUACGAUCCCAAGAAUGGGAAGGGAAAAGGAGCGCGAUUUACUGGAUGGACGGCUCUUGUGCUUCUGAUCAUGUCUGAAACUUACAAUGAGUGUUAGUGAUGGGCCUGAUGGCUUGUUUGGGUAUUUCCCAUUGCGUAGCUGAGGCUUUUUAUUUAUUAGAGGUUAUAGUCUUAUAGAGUUACACUUCAGAGCAAUAUUAUGUAUUCACAAGAUCCUUGCACUUGAAAAGUGUUACUCCGUAUUUUUCGUGGAAAGCGCUAAAAUGGACUUCGAGUCCCUGCUUAAAUAACCAAACAUUAUUUCACUUUCCAUAGAGUGACCUGAAGUGACUUCUGAAGUAG
Molecule: messenger RNA, 2906 nt
Organism: Cuscuta epithymum
Lineage: Eukaryota; Viridiplantae; Streptophyta; Magnoliopsida; Solanales; Convolvulaceae
Source: the annotation of a GenBank genome assembly